AUGCAGAAUGCCGCCGAUGCAGCGUUGAUGAUGAAGGUCAACAUCGACAGCGUUGUAAAUACGGUGCAGACUGCGGCGGCCGGUGUGAUCGAUGCCAAAGGCUCGAUUGUCCUGAUGGGAUCGGCAGAGUUUCCAGGCACGCGGUUCUCGGGUAUGGUCGGUCUGAAGCGAUGGAGCUGGGACCGCUUGGUUGUUCGCGUCAAUAUAGUCGCCCCGGGUACGAUUAGGAUGCCGAUGUAUCAGCCUGAAUUGCUGGGGCCCGGAGGCCGUUCGGAUGGCCAAGGAGCUGGAAGCGAAGACGCCACUACGGAGAGUGGGACAUCCAGAGGAAGUAGCUAA
Molecule: messenger RNA, 339 nt
Organism: Monascus purpureus
Lineage: Eukaryota; Fungi; Ascomycota; Eurotiomycetes; Eurotiales; Aspergillaceae
Source: the annotation of a GenBank genome assembly